This is a messenger RNA of Episyrphus balteatus (marmalade hoverfly), 1011 nucleotides long. It is a transcript of the gene mRRF1, whose product is annotated as ribosome-recycling factor, mitochondrial. Bases 110 to 901 code for a protein of 263 amino acids. NCBI's taxonomy places the organism in Eukaryota, Metazoa, Arthropoda, Insecta, Diptera, Syrphidae. The transcript has a single exon. Gene Ontology annotation, molecular function: ribosomal large subunit binding. Gene Ontology annotation, cellular component: mitochondrion. Gene Ontology annotation, biological process: translation. The record is from RefSeq and is a predicted model, not a curated record.
CAUUUUUGACAGAUGGCUCAGUUGGUAGGUUAAAAAAUAUUACAACAAACCUGCUGUCCGAAUUAUUUUAUAAAUUUAUUUAAUUAAACAAAAAAAAAAAAAUACGAAAAUGUUUUUAAGAAAAAUAGCUAUAAUACACUGCCCGGCAUUUCGUGAGCUAAUAGUGCCUUCUCGUCAUACAUGCCAACCAGCAUUUUCUCAACUACCCAAUCUUUUCAAUCAAAAACUCAAUUUAUUAAAUAGUCCCAAUCAAGCACAAAUUCGCUGUUAUGCAAAAGGCAAGGAUAGAGGAAAAGAAAAGGGUAAAAAAGGCGCCAAGGUAGCAAUCAACGAGAACCUUUUGCGUGAAACAGUAGACCUUGACAACCUGAAUGGACAAAUGAACCGGGCCGUCGAUCAAAUGAAAGAUGACUUUGUCAAACAACUUUCCUUACGCUCCACAACCGGUUCCAUUGAUACACUCAAAAUCACAGUUGAUGGAAAGGAUCAUGAGUUGCAAGAGUUAGCUCAAAUAUCCAGAAAGAAUCCUAAAACCAUUGUGGUGAAUAUGAUUGCCUUUCCACAGACAAUUCCUGAUGUUUUGAGUGCCAUCGAGAAGAGUGGUAUGAACUUGAAUCCCCAACAAGAUGGAACAACACUCUUCAUACCAAUUCCCAAAGUUACCAAAGAACAUCGAGAGAAUCUCUCCAAGAAUGCAAAGUCAAUAUUCAUCAAAUACCGGGAUGCCAUCAGAGAUAUUCAGCAGAAUGCCAUCAAAAAGGCUAAAAGACAAACUGAUAUUAGCAAAGACGACAUGUUUGCCAUACAAACUCAAGUUAAAGCAAUUGGCGAUAAGUUUAUAGCAGAAGCAGAUAAAAUUCUAGUAGCCAAACAAAGCGAACUUGUCGGAGGAAAGGAUUAACAGGAGAUUUGAAAGUAAAUUGUGUGUUAUUUUUUUAAAUUAAGUAUGAACAAAUAAAAUAAACUUACAUUUUGAGUUGGCAUCGUGUCGAGUGUAAGAAUUUUCUUGAA